Messenger RNA from Fukomys damarensis (Damara mole-rat), 1589 nucleotides. RefSeq names its product copine family member 9 (gene Cpne9). The annotation marks the transcript as partial. Gene Ontology annotation, molecular function: calcium-dependent phospholipid binding. Gene Ontology annotation, biological process: cellular response to calcium ion. NCBI's taxonomy places the organism in Eukaryota, Metazoa, Chordata, Mammalia, Rodentia, Bathyergidae. Gene Ontology annotation, cellular component: plasma membrane. The transcript has 17 exons. The record is from RefSeq and is a predicted model, not a curated record.
CCCAGAGUCCAGCCAAGCCGCCCACCCACGCCGGCCCCCUCUCUUCUCAGAUACAACGUGGAUUCCAGAACCAAUCUCUCCAAGCCGAAGGAUUUCCUGGGACAAGCGUUCCUGGCGCUAGGAGAGGUGAUUGGAGGCCAGGGAAGCCGCGUGGAGCGACCCCUCACGGGUGUGCCGGGCAAGAAGUGUGGGACCAUCCUGCUGACCGCGGAGGAGCUCAGCAACUGUCGGGACAUUGCCACCAUGCAGCUGUGUGCAAACAAGCUGGACAAGAAGGACUUCUUCGGAAAGUCAGACCCCUUCCUCGUGUUCUACAGGAGCAAUGAGGAUGGAACGUUCACCAUCUGCCACAAGACCGAGGUUGUGAAGAACACGCUGAACCCCGUGUGGCAGCCCUUCAGCAUCCCUGUGAGGGCGCUGUGCAAUGGAGACUACGACAGAACUGUGAAGAUUGACGUGUAUGACUGGGACCGAGAUGGAAGCCACGACUUCAUUGGUGAGUUCACCACCAGCUACCGGGAGCUGAGCAAGGCCCAGAACCAGUUUACAGUCUACGAGGUACUGAACCCACGGAAGAAGUGCAAGAAGAAGAAAUACUUGAACUCGGGAACCGUGACGUUGCUGUCCUUCUCAGUGGACUCUGAAUUCACUUUUGUCGACUACAUCAAGGGAGGGACACAGCUGAACUUCACGGUAGCAAUUGACUUCACAGCUUCCAACGGGAACCCUCUGCAGCCCACGUCCCUGCACUACGUGAGCCCCUACCAGCUCAGCGCCUAUGCCAUGGCCCUCAAGGCGGUGGGGGAGAUCAUCCAGGACUACGACAGCGACAAGCUCUUCCCAGCCUAUGGCUUCGGGGCCAAGCUGCCCCCCGAGGGCCGGGUCUCCCACCAGUUUCCCCUGAACAACAACGAUGAGGACCCCAACUGCGCGGGCAUCGAGGGGGUGCUGGAGAGCUACUUCCAGAGCCUGCGCACCGUGCAGCUCUAUGGGCCCACCUUCUUCGCGCCCGUCAUCAACCAGGUGGCCAGGGCCGCAGCCAAGAUCUCUGAUGGCUCCCAGUACUAUGUUCUGCUCAUCAUCACGGACGGGGUAAUCUCUGAUAUGACACAGACCAAAGAAGCCAUCGUCAGCGCCUCCUCCCUGCCCAUGUCCAUCAUCAUAGUCGGUGUGGGACCUGCCAUGUUCGAGGCAAUGGAAGAGCUGGACGGCGACGAUGUGCGUGUGUCCUCCCGGGGGCGCUUCGCAGAGCGGGACAUCGUCCAGUUUGUCCCAUUCCGAGACUACGUGGACCGCUCAGGGAACCAGGUUCUGAGCAUGGCCCGACUGGCUAAGGAUGUGCUGGCUGAGAUCCCAGAGCAGCUGCUGUCCUACAUGCGCACCAGGGACAUCCAGCCCCGGCCCUCACCCCCAGCCAACCCCAGCCCUACCCCAGCUCCAGAACAGCCCUGAGCAGUCCACAUAUCCACACCCGGCCCUCUGAAAGCCAGAAGCACCUGGGGCCCUGGGCCUCGGGCAUCAAUGCCGGCAGGUGUGCCCUCUGCCCCUUGCUGCAGCAGUGCCUCCCUGCUCUCAUACCAAUAAUAAAG